Scleropages formosus (Asian bonytongue) is the source of this 3193-nucleotide messenger RNA. Its product is annotated as limb region 1 homolog-like protein. Gene Ontology annotation, biological process: signal transduction; receptor-mediated endocytosis. The transcript is spliced from 17 exons. The record is from RefSeq and is a predicted model, not a curated record. Bases 615 to 2084 code for a protein of 489 amino acids. Lineage: Eukaryota; Metazoa; Chordata; Actinopteri; Osteoglossiformes; Osteoglossidae. Gene Ontology annotation, cellular component: plasma membrane. Gene Ontology annotation, molecular function: transmembrane signaling receptor activity.
UAGUGUUGCCUGAGAGCGUCGGACAGACUGGACUGCAUGCAAUCCCACUUAAGUUGAGAUACUCAGAGGAAAGAAGGGAGACUCGCAGAAAAGAAGAAGGAAAGAAGAAGGACAUUUAGAAACUCGCACUCUGUGUAAAUGACGGAUAUAAUAUUGUACUACAAAGGAGGCUGCGGCGCUGUAGUGCAGUUCGUACAAUAUGAUAUUCACAGUCGUGCCUUUAACCGAGAUCGUGCGACGAGAAGGACGUCCUCCAGGCAGCAGGAGUGAGGAGAAUCAGAAAGUUGAUCGCUUUUGCGAAGUGGGCGGUGACACCGGACGGACCUGCGACGGCAGCACCAGUCCGCAGUCGGAGUCGCUCGCAGUCAGACCGCCCAUGAUGAUGAAGGAAGCGGCUUUAAACGGACGGACCGCGGCUCUGGGAGCCAGUCGGCCGCUCGGGAGCCAUUGACGUGCGUGCGGCCCGGGCCGACAGCUCUCGGGUCUCUUAUUUGCGGCGGCAGGACAGGAGCGGCUCGAUCGGACAGGUAGACAGACGCGUGAAACGCGCACCUUGAUGCUGCGCUCGAGGACGCGCGCGCGACCCGCGACAUGGUUCUCGCUGCCGGAGGAGGAUGGAACCGGACGACGUGUCUGUCAGAGAGCAGAUCUUCCACGAACGGGUUCGAGAGACUAUAAUCUUCGCCCUGUUCUUUUUUUCUCUCUACAUUUUCUCCUACCUUGUCAUCACUCACUACAGAAAAAAUGCGGAGUUUGUCACAGAUGACAAUGAAGACGCCAUUGUGAACAGAAUUGCGCUUUGGCUGUGCACCUUCUCUCUCUCCGUGUCCAUUGGCGCCAUUCUCCUGCUACCCCUUUCCAUCCUGUCCAACGAGGUCCUGCUCUCCUUCCCUGAUAGCUACUACAUGCAAUGGCUCAAUGGAUCCUUGGUCCACGGUCUGUGGAACCUCGUUUUCCUCUUCUCCAACCUCUCCUUGGUGUUCCUGCUCCCUUUUGCCUACUUAUUCACUGAGUCUGAAGGUUUUGUUGGCUCCAAAAAGGGUGUAAUGGCUCGUGUCUAUGAAACUGCUGUGGUGCUCCUGCUACUCAGCCUGUUGGUGCUGGGUAUGGUGUGGGUCGCUUCUGCUCUGGUCCACCACAGCACUGCACAAGAAAGCCUCAACGACUUGUGGGAGUAUUAUGUGCCGUACCUGUACUCCUGCAUUUCUCUGUUUGGAAUGCUUCUGCUGCUAUUAUGCACACCCUUUGGACAGUCGCGCAUGUUUAGUGUCACUGGAAACGUGUUGGUGAAGCCUCGGCUGCUGGAAAAUGUUGAGGACACUAUGAAUUGUGCAAUUUUUGAGGAAGCCUCUCUCUCCAGGAAACUAACCAGUGGAACAUCUUGCUGGGUGGAUCUGAAUUUGGAUGUUCUGAAAAAGCAGUUUCUCUCAAUACAAGCCAGACGAAUGUCUCUGGACAUGAGGAGGAAGGCAUCGCCAUGGCAGCGUAAUGUGGGCUACCCACUGGUCAUGCUUCUGUUGCUGGCUCUUACAGUAGUGUGUAUGCUGACAGUGAGUUUCCACGUAUUGGAGCUGCUCUUCGAUGAAACUGCCAUGCCCCGUGGAAUGGAGAAUCCCCUCCUUGGAGCUGCAUCAUUCUCAAUGUUUGGCUCCUUUGGAGCAACUGUGCAGGUUGUCCUCAUUCUGUACCUGAUGGUGUCAUCAGUGGUGGGCUUUUACAGCUCUCCCCUUUUCACCAGCUUGCUACCUCGUGCCCAGGACACCAACCUAACUGAGAUCAUUGGCAACUGUGUCUGCCUGCUGGUCCUCAGCUCAGCACUGCCAGUCUUUUCCCGAAUUCUGGGAAUCACACGUUUUGACUUGCUGGGGGACUUUGGGCGGUACAACUGGCUGGGAAACUUCUACAUCGUCUUCUUGUAUAACAUGCUGUUUGCCGGGCUGACCUCAGCCUGUCUCAUCAAGACGGUCACUUGGGCCGUGCAAAGGGAACUUAUCUGUGCCUUUGGCCUACAUAAACUGCCUCUGGCUCGGACAGCAGUCCCCUUCAAGCUAAUUUUGGCCAGUGGUCUUUCAAAGGUUCAGUGACUUCUUGCUAGCCUUUGCGCCAGUGCUUACUUUCAAGCUUUCAGUUUGCCGGACUACAUUUUUGUUAUGGCAAGUUCCAUUUGAACCCGAGACAUGUUGCUCUAGCUGUCCAAAGAUGAUUAUGUCACAAGUAUUUUUGCAACUCAUCAAACAGUAAAGCAGAAGUGACGUCUUGUUUGCUCAGUGGAUUAGUCUGAACGGACAUUUUUCACAAAAAUGUACUGUAUGCAUAACAUCUAGAUUACAACAGUUGUACUAGCUUUCUUUGUUGCUUCGAUUUUUUUUAAUUUUUUUUUUAACAAGUACGAUUCUUUUAGCAAAAGAAAAAUUAAGAGUGUAGCAAAACGAGAAGAAAAAGUUAUAGGGUCUGGACUUAUUGUCUCAUGUGUGUUCUGAGAAAAACAUGGUGGUCUUGGUUAAUAUUUAAUGGUCCAUGAAGGGGAACUAGGACAAAAGUUCCGUUUCUGAUAUUUCCUCUUCCUAUCAUUAAGCGGACUUUAUCCUUGCCUUGGCCUAAGGCACUGUGGUGGCUAUGAAUCCAUGGCCUUGCCUAACCCUUUGUAAACCCUGAUGUUUUAAUAUUGUGAAUGUGAUUUCCUUUUUCCUAAGUUAAUGCUGUGGAAACCUAAGUGUUAUUGACAGCAAAUGUAGCCUAUUUAUUCAAGUAUGUUGAAAGAUGUUCCUGUUCCUGUUCUUGUUUUUUUUGCGUUGUUGGGGCAUGGAGAUCAAAUUCAUUGGAGUUAGAGGAUUUCUAAGUGCUGAUAUAGUAAACUGUUGAGAUCUAAUGAAGUAGAAUAGGAUGUUCUGCUCUACAGAGAAUAUUUGUAGAUAUACGUAGAUACAGGAAAAAAUUAUGGAAGUGUUAUAUGGCUUGCCGGCAGUCUGAAACAAUGUACAACUCAUGGUUGUAAUGCUCAUCUGUAGGCAGCAAGCCAGGCUUUGAUGGGUACACUGACCAUUCUUUUUUAUUUCACUGUGCAUGUUCUGGAAAAUUGAGAAAUUAAAGACAAAUCUUGAGAAAUCAUUUUCCAUUUCACAAGCUGUGUGUAUUUAUAUGUGAUUUCCAGCUUUGUAAAAAUGUGUAGCCAUUAGUACUGUAUUCAGUAAAA